Molecule: messenger RNA, 3601 nt
Organism: Cynocephalus volans (Philippine flying lemur)
Lineage: Eukaryota; Metazoa; Chordata; Mammalia; Dermoptera; Cynocephalidae
Gene: PIK3R2
Product: phosphoinositide-3-kinase regulatory subunit 2
Exons: 16
Coding region: 499-2691 (730 amino acids)
Biological process (GO): phosphatidylinositol phosphate biosynthetic process; insulin receptor signaling pathway
Cellular component (GO): phosphatidylinositol 3-kinase complex
Molecular function (GO): protein binding; 1-phosphatidylinositol-3-kinase regulator activity
Source: RefSeq, a predicted model, not a curated record
GCGGCGACGGCGGCCGCAGUGGAGCCACGGGGCGGGCUCAGUUCGGUGUGACGGCGGCCGCGGCGGCGGCCGCGACCAGGUUGGCAUCCUCAGCUGAGCAUGGUGGCAGCCUGCACCCUAGGCUCCCUAAUCUGGCACAGCCAGAAGAGCCACCAGCCUCGGGUGCCAAUGGCCCCCGAUGGAAGAGAGUGAGAGACCUGCCCCAACCCCACCGACCGAUGGGAGACUUAGUGGCUGAGUGACCUGAGACUACGCCACCAAAACCCUCCCACCAGUUGAUGAAUGGUAGACAGAGAUGAGUGGCCCUUGUCAGGGUUGUGGAAUAAUGGUGGGAAGCAAGGCAUGAGUGGCCCUGAUAGUCACCUGUGACUUCUGCUGGCGAUAGAGGUCCAAGUCCCCCAAGCCAACCCAGCGGACUCCCCAGCCCCUGCCCCAGCCAAUGGGGCCAGUGGAGCCCUGGGCAGCUGCCUGACCACCUAGACUUUGCCCCACCCAGCCAUGGCGGGUGCGGAGAGCUUCCAGUACCGCGCACUGUACCCGUUCCGCCGGGAGCGGCCGGAGGACCUGGAGCUGCUGCCCGGCGACGUGCUGGUGGUGAGCCGGGCAGCCCUGCAGGCGCUGGGUGUGGCAGAGGGCGGCGAGCGCUGCCCGCAGAACGUGGGCUGGAUGCCCGGCUUCAAUGAGCGCACACGGCAGCGAGGUGACUUCCCUGGCACCUAUGUGGAGUUCCUGGGGCCUGUGGCCCUGGCCCGGCCUGGCCCCCGCCCACGAGGCCCCCGCCCAUUGCCUGCCAGGCCCCGCGAUGGGCCCCCCGAGCCAGGCUGUACACUCCCUGACCUGCCUGAGCAGUUCUCCCCACCUGACGUAGCACCCCCACUUCUGGUGAAGCUCGUGGAAGCCACUGAGCGGACAGGGCUGGACUGCGAAUCCCACUACAGGCCGGACCUGCCCGCCCCACGCACAGACUGGUCCCUGAGCGACGUGGAUCAGUGGGACGCGGCAGCCCUGUCGGACGGCAUUAAAGGCUUCCUGCUGGCGCUGCCCGCACCCCUUGUGACACCCGAGGCUGCAGCCGAGGCACGCCGCGCGCUGCGGGAGGCCGCGGGGCCCGUGGGGCCGGCGCUGGAGCCCCCGACCCUGCCGCUGCACCGCGCGCUCACGCUGCGCUUCCUGCUCCAGCACCUGGGCCGGGUGGCCCGCCGCGCCCCUGCCCCGGGCCCCGCGGCCCGCGCCCUGGGCGCCACCUUCGGGCCGCUGCUGCUGCGUGCGUCGCCGCCGCUCUUGCCACUGCCACCACCGCCAGGGGGCGUGCCCGACGGCAGGGAGUCCACCCCCGACUUCCCAGCGCUGUUGGUGGAGAAGCUGCUUCAGGAGCAUUUGGAAGAGCAGGAGGUUGCACCCCCAGCGCUGCCGCCUAAACCUUCCAAGGCAAAGCCGGUUCCCACAGGCCUGGCCAAUGGGGGGAGCCCACCCUCCCUGCAGGAUGCCGAGUGGUACUGGGGGGACAUUUCCAGGGAGGAAGUGAAUGAGAAACUCCGGGACACGCCUGAUGGUACCUUCCUGGUCCGAGAUGCAUCCAGCAAGAUCCAGGGGGAGUACACGCUGACCCUCAGGAAAGGCGGGAACAACAAGCUGAUCAAGGUCUUCCACCGCGAUGGGCACUAUGGCUUUUCAGAGCCGCUCACAUUCUGCUCUGUCGUGGACCUCAUUACGCACUACCGCCAUGAGUCGCUGGCCCAGUACAAUGCCAAACUGGACACGCGACUCCUCUACCCUGUGUCCAAGUACCAGCAGGACCAGAUCGUCAAGGAGGACAGUGUGGAGGCAGUGGGUGCCCAACUCAAGGUCUACCACCAGCAGUACCAAGACAAGAGCCGCGAGUAUGACCAGCUCUACGAGGAAUACACACGGACCUCCCAGGAGCUGCAGAUGAAGCGUACAGCAAUUGAGGCCUUCAAUGAGACCAUCAAGAUCUUUGAGGAGCAGGGCCAGACACAAGAGAAGUGCAGCAAGGAAUAUCUGGAGCGCUUCCGACGUGAGGGCAACGAGAAGGAGAUGCAGAGGAUCCUGCUAAAUUCAGAGCGACUCAAGUCUCGAAUUGCCGAGAUCCACGAGAGCCGCACAAAGCUGGAGCAGCAGCUGCGGGCACAGGCCUCAGACAACCGGGAGAUCGACAAGCGCAUGAACAGCCUCAAGCCAGACCUCAUGCAGCUGCGCAAGAUCCGAGACCAGUACCUCGUGUGGCUCACCCAGAAAGGCGCCCGGCAGAAGAAAAUCAACGAGUGGUUGGGGAUCAAAAAUGAGACCGAGGACCAAUACUCGCUGAUGGAAGACGAGGAUGACCUGCCCCAUCACGAGGAGCGCACGUGGUAUGUGGGCAAGAUCAACCGCACACAGGCGGAGGAAAUGCUGAGCGGCAAGCGGGACGGCACCUUCCUCAUCCGCGAGAGCAGCCAGCGCGGCUGCUACGCCUGCUCUGUGGUGGUGGACGGUGACACCAAACACUGCGUCAUCUACCGCACGGCCACAGGCUUCGGUUUUGCAGAGCCCUACAACUUGUACGGGUCGCUGAAAGAGCUGGUGCUGCACUACCAGCACGCCUCGCUGGUGCAGCACAACGACGCGCUCACCGUCACGCUCGCCCACCCCGUGCGCGCCCCGGGCCCUGGCCCGCCGCCCGCAGCCCGCUGAGCACCCUGCGCCCAGCAGCGCCGGUAGGGACUGGAGGCCGCGGCGGGAGCCACAGGACGGACCGGCCACGUCCAGGGGUCUCCUUUCUGGCUCUGGCUCUUUUAGAUUUUCUCAGCCCCUCUUCUCCCUGCUUCUGUCUCUUACCUCUGUCUCUGUAUCUGCUUUUCUCUCCCCAUCUCACUCUUCUUGGUCUUUGUCUCUAUGUCUCUGUAUUGGGGGUCCUGCCUCCCCCCAAACCCCCACCUCAUUUCUCCCCCUCCCGUUGGAUCUGGCUGCCCCCGACCCUCUGCCCUCCCUUCUGCAGGCACCUGGGUUCCAGGAAGCCCCUCCUGGCUGCACCUGCCAUGUUUACAGAGGCCCCUGGGCUGCGUGGCCCCAGCCUGGGUGCCCCAAUUUUUAAGCCAUAGACCUGGAGUCAAGGCAGGAAGGAGCUUCGCUCGGCUGCUUCUAAGAACCUCGGCCGUGACAUCUGGGGCUGGGCGGGACCCGUCCCAUUGACCCCAACUUCCCGUUCAAACCCUGAAGUGAAACCCACUCCUGGAUUAUCCCCUCGAUGGGGCCGCCGCAAGAAGUCACUCCCCCCAAAAAAUAUUUGGAAACAAACUGGCUAGCUGGCCCCAGCGCCCCAGGAACUUAAUCUAUGCUGGUGCCUGUGCAGCAGCUGCCAUGUGACACUGCCCACUGCAGCUGUGUGUGACAGGGAUUCACAGCUUCUCCUUGAUCAUGUUGGGUUUUGAUUUUAUUUUUCCUUGACUGUAAAACCCUCCUUUCUCUCCUCCUUUGGGACGAGAGCCCCGGUUUUCUACACUGCCCUUGGUCCCCACACCGUCUUCCCGGCUAGGCUGGGAGGCGGGUUUUGUACGGUACGUUGUUAUUGAUAUGGAUAUAAAACAUUGAUCAUGGUGGAUGA